Closterium sp. NIES-67 is the source of this 2186-nucleotide messenger RNA. The record is from the annotation of a GenBank genome assembly. Lineage: Eukaryota; Viridiplantae; Streptophyta; Zygnematophyceae; Desmidiales; Closteriaceae.
UUCCGCUUCGAUUUCUCCGCCUCGCGGUGAUUGAUGAAGCGGAACUCCCCCAGCGAGGCGGCCAUUCAAUCUUGCGUUGUGCGUGGCUCGAGGGUGACGCCUGGAGUUUACCUCGUGCUGUGUUGAGCAGAAAAGAAGAAGCCUGUCAGGCAGUCACCUCGUCUCGUCACUUGGCUGCUUUCCUAGCCUGUCGCUCGGCGUAUAUUUUUGCAACUGGCUCUCCUGUUUCGCUUUCGCCCCUUACACUAGUCUCAUCGCUAGUCUCCUUGGAAGUUCGGUCCAUAGUUGGUGUCGUGACUCCAAGAUACAGUCGCGACGGAGUAGAGCGACUAUUAGCCACCUGUUUGACGGUCAUUCUCACACCCGCUUACUUUCUUGAGACGCCUUCAGUUGAUAUUCUCAAGCAUGCCCGUAAAAACCAGCCUCCUUAUGUUCUAUAUGCGCAGAACAGACCGCCGCUGCGGCGAACGCUUCUAACGUAUCUCGCUGUAGACUUCCUCGUUUUUAGGUAUUUCCAAGCUCGCGAUUCCUCCACUGCUGCCUCGAUACCUCACUGCCUCGCGUCCUCUUAUCCCGUCCGGCCAUUUCCUUCCUCUCCCCCUCUCGCCGCGCGCGCUGUGGUCCGCCGCGCUGUUCCCGAGGCACGUCAAGAUCCGCAGCACAGCGUUUCCGAAAGCAGGCUUUCAGGCGCGGCGAACGCGGCAAACGCGCCAGCAAUGACCGGCCGCGUCUGCACGCCGCGGAGGGCAGUGCUCGCUAUUGCGCCGCUCGGGCUAUGCGCGUCAGUCCUCCACCUGCUGGCUUGCGCGUCUGCCGCUUCAGCGUCCGUGCGCCGCCCGGGUCCAGACUCGAGUGCCCGAGAUUCUGCAUCUAUUACGCAUCGGUCCCUUGCCGCCGCUACUCUGGGCGCCCCAUGCCGGUAUGGCGGCAACAUCAUGCCCGUUGACUGCUCCCCGGGCCUCAAAUGCCAACCCGACGCCUCCACCGCUGUCGCCUCCGAGCCUACUUCCGAGCCUAACCCGAACCCUCUCGCCAGGCCUGGCAACUUUGGUGCCGGACCUCAGGCUCUGACCAAUAACCCGGACUUCGCCACCACGGGCAAGUGCGUUCCAGAUGACUCGUCCACGUCAUCCUCGUCCCCAUCCACGUCAGCUCCAUCCAACGCCACGUCACCAUCUACCCCUAAUUCAUCAAUCCCCCGCGCCCCCUCCUCUGGUGCUACAUCCGUGCCUAGUCUCGGCCCUGGGCCCCUAGAAAAGCCUUCAACGUGUGCUUACAUGUGCGCCAAGGGGCAGUACCAUGGCGACAUGCCGUGCCCCAGGGGGUAUACCUGCGUGCUCGCCCUGGAGGGAGGCGUGCAACUCCCUCCUGAAACCCUAGAAUCGCUCAUCAAUCCCCUCGCUAUGUCCGCUGCUCUUAACUGCAGCAACAUCAGCGACACCACCGCUGGUAAUCGCCCCAUAACGCCUAUGAGCAAUGCAAGCAAUGUGGAUUUUAUCAAGUCAACUGGGGGGGUCAUUCCCUACGAAGGCAUCUGUGCCCCGAGCCAAUGGUUCGGCCCGAACGUCUCGCCGGACCUCCUCUCGGCACCAACUUCUGCAGGCUCCGGUGUCUCUGCCAGGGCUGUCUUGGGAGGCUCGGGAACCGUGCCUGCUGCCAAACCUGCUGCAGGGAAGGCUGGGAGCAACUGCUCGUUUGGAGGGGAGGGCGCUGCAGUGCUGUGCAACCAAGGGUACGCGUGUCUGGUGGAAGUUGAGAAACGGACGGUGAACCACCCGCUGGUGCAUGGGGUGUGUGUGAGUGUGGCGCUGUGCGACCCGUACCUGGAGGAAAAGAUAGAGGAUGAAGCCAAGAUGGGGAGCUCCGGCAAUAAGUCUGCAGGUGGUGGUGGGGGGCGGCUGCCCGGUCUGGGAGGACAUAGGCUCUGGAUUGCUGUACUCCUAUUUGGCAGCCUCAUGUUUCUAUAGAAGGUUGUGUGGAUCCCCUCUUUUUAUCUGAGGUUGGGUUUUGAUAUUCCCAGGAGGGUUUGCCCCGAGGGAAGGUCUGGCCCUGCUGUAUGCCCUCUUCAAUUGCUCCUGCUGUUCUUGCUAUUGCCUGCUUAGUUGCUCACAGAUACCGGUAUUACAUUAUCAUGCAAUUGUACCCUAGUAUGCUGCUGUUGCAAAAAUAUUAGCUGCCUACAAAAU